Messenger RNA from Cucumis melo (muskmelon), 1214 nucleotides. RefSeq lists its product as uncharacterized. Lineage: Eukaryota; Viridiplantae; Streptophyta; Magnoliopsida; Cucurbitales; Cucurbitaceae. The record is from RefSeq and is a predicted model, not a curated record. The coding region runs from base 83 to 994 and encodes 303 amino acids. The transcript has 9 exons. Gene Ontology annotation, cellular component: chloroplast.
AUUGUUAUCCCCUCCAAAUAGCGGGAAACGGGAAGUGGUUGGUUGAGAGUAGAGAAAGUGAAAAGAAAAAGGUUUGUGCCAAAUGCUCAACAGUCUCCUUCUCCAUUCCAUUGUUCCCACCCCUUCCUCUGAACUCAAUCCAUUUCUCAAAUGGGGAAAUUCCUCUCCCCUCUUCCUCAUCUCCACAAGGCACGAAAGCGUUCGUUGCUUCGCCAAGAAGAAGAUCGGAUUCAUGGAUCAAAUUCUUGACUACAUUGAAGGCGGUCCCAAGUUAAGGAAAUGGUACGGGGCGCCCGACCUUGUUUCUAAAAAUGAAUCUGCCCUUAAAGACGAGGAUGAAUAUUCCGAGGAAGGUACGAUCAGGGAUGCAAUUUUGGUGACUGAUGGGGAUACUGAGAUUGGUCAGAUGGUGAUAUUAUCGUUGAUUGUGAAAAAAGCCAGAGUCAAGGCGUUAGUGAAGGAUAAGAAAGCUGCCCUUGAAGCUUUUGGAUUAUAUGUUGAGCCAGUAGCCGGUGAUAUCAGAGAUGAGCCAUCAUUGAAGAAAGCUCUUAGAGAAGUCCGCACUAUAAUAUGUCCAAAAGAAGGAUUUUUAUCCAGUGCUGCAAGCCUGAAAGGGGUGCAACAUAUAGUUCUCUUAUCCCAGUUAUCCAAUUAUAGAAGUGUUAGUGGUGUCCAAGCUCUUCUUAAAGGCAAUGCAAAAAAGAUGGCUGAGCAAGAUGAAGCAGUUCUAGUGGCAUCAGGAAUUCCUUAUACCAUCAUACGAGCUGGCUCCUUGCUAGAUACGCCUGGUGGGAAUCAAGGAUUCAGCUUUGAAGAGGGUUGUGCAACUGCGGGAACUCUCAGCAAGGAGGAUGCCGCCUUCAUUUGUGUAGAAGCUACUGAUGUGAUUCCUAAAGGAGGGUUUGCAUUUGAGGUAGCGAAUGGAAAUGAACAAGUUUCAGAUUGGAAAGUGUGGUUGACAAGAUUACUAGAGAAAACAGAGCAGCUUCAGUGACCAUAUGCUUAAGAUGUAUGAAUACCUUCUAUCAUUUGCUAUUGUCUCUUGAUAUCUCCAUUUGAUUUAGCUUAAGAAAUAGCUUUAAAGAUUUUUGCAAGAAAAAAUUCCAUUCUUUCAUCAGCUGCCAAAACCCUUGCUUCCCCUUGGUCCCGGACAAACUAGAUGUUACGCAAUGAAGUUAAAUAAUUUAGUUGUUAUAAAUUUGAAGGUUAAACAA